AAACAUCACAGAAAAGAUGCAGAAAUCGUUCUCGUUGAUCCAAACGGUUGCAAUCUCCGGCGUAUUCUCCGCCGUCUCAUGCUGGUAUGGAUUCAUGUUCGGUAGAGAGUCCGCGAGAAAAGAGCUCGGCGGUUUAAUCGAAGAGCUCCGUCGUGGAAGUUCCAAUUCUGACUCUACUCCACCACAUUCCUGAGUUAGACAUUCCGAUUUCCCCAGGCGCUUUCGUUAUCUGUGUUGCUAACUGCUAAGUUAGUUUCCGAUUUCGAUUCAUCUUCCUGUGAAAUUUCCAUUUAUGUCACUUUCCAGAAUGUUCAUGAUUUUUGAGCAACUGUUGUAUAAACGAUGUGUUCAUGAGUUAAUUUAACUAUGAAAUUGUUUGAA
Messenger RNA from Camelina sativa (false flax), 381 nucleotides. RefSeq lists its product as uncharacterized. Lineage: Eukaryota; Viridiplantae; Streptophyta; Magnoliopsida; Brassicales; Brassicaceae. The record is from RefSeq and is a predicted model, not a curated record.